Messenger RNA from Myxocyprinus asiaticus (Chinese sucker), 2367 nucleotides. It is a transcript of the gene heatr4, whose product is annotated as HEAT repeat containing 4. The coding region runs from base 1 to 2256 and encodes 751 amino acids. The transcript has 13 exons. Lineage: Eukaryota; Metazoa; Chordata; Actinopteri; Cypriniformes; Catostomidae. Gene Ontology annotation, molecular function: oxidoreductase activity. The record is from RefSeq and is a predicted model, not a curated record.
AUGAAUUUACAGCUUGCGAAAUGGAGACCAGAGCAACACAACAAGCACAGAGAGAAGCAACUUUACAGACAGUUUUUGAAGAAUGCAAGCCAAGGCCUUUCUUUCUCUGAUGAAGUUAUGCAUGAGAUGGGGGCCAUUUCAUACAGGACACAUGAUUUUACUUGGCUUUUCCAUGCCACAGGCUCUUUAAAGAAAAGUAAGAAACAUAAGAACAAAGAAUUACAUUGCAAUAUUAGUCCUCUAACCAAAAAUGAAGACAGGGUUUCAGUACAGGCUCCGGCAGUGAACACUACUGUAUCCUUUAGAACUGCUAGAGAUAAAAGCGAAGUGUACGAUGCCUUUAGAAGGAAAGGACAGGUCAGGGUGUUAAAUGUGCACUCCUGCCUGAAGGAAUCUUCUGCAGAGGAUAGGGAUAACCAGAGCAGGAGCAGCGGAUGGCAGGAGUUUGCACUGAAGAAGCUUGCCAAGACUACUGAACAGCAGUUUUCCAACCAGCAGAUCCCCAAACAGUGUCAAAAUAAGACUGGUCCACUUUUGUCUCUGAGGAAACAACACAAAGUGCGGGGUUGCAUAAAUAAGACAGCAACCACUGUGAAUAUCAUGCACACUGAGGUCCAACAGGCCCCUCGUCUACAGGAAAUCCCGAAUCCAUGUGUAAGCAGCCAGGUUUAUGAAAAAGAGAACAUUAUUGAAGAAGAGAGCUUGUCAGCAGGAACAGGAAGAGCUAUGAGAGAGAUACAGCAAAAGGUGGAUUUGCCCAUCAGAACUGACAUGUUGGACAAUGACCCCAAGGUGGAUCGCAAACCUUCUGACUUAAUCAGACAGGGUCCCAAGACGGCAAGACAGCAGCUGCAUGUCAAGCCUGUGGCUGAACUUUCCACUCUUCGCUAUGCAGUGGACAACUGGAGGACUUCCUGGAAAAUCAAGUUGCCCUGGCAGAGUGUGACAAUUAAGGGCCUAAAGAGGGCUCUUAAUGACCCUCAUUACUCUGUGCGGCUGGAGGCAAUUAUAACUUGUGCAUCAGGAGCAGUUAAUGGACCACAAGAGGAGCCUCGCCCAGGCAAAGUAGCUCAACAUGGUAAGGCAUCGAAUCUACAUGCAGUAUCUCAGGAACUGCAGCCUCUCAUCGUCUCAGCUCUGGAUGACCCAGUGAAGAGAGUUCAGAUGGCUGCUGCAGUGUGCCAGUAUGCUAUGAGGACACCUAACUUACGCGCAAGAGACAUACUACAAAACACAUUGAAACAAGACCCUUCAGGCACAGGUGCAGACAGCUGGGUGGCAGCUCAGUGCCUGGCCAUAGAGGGUGACACGAGACAAGCUGUCAUACAGAGACUUCUUUCACAGCACUUCAUCAGUGACUCACCAUCAGAUCAGGAGCAGUCUAUGACUUUACUCUCCAGCAUUAGCAGGAAGACUACUGUAGUGCGCUCUCUGCUGGCUGAGGAGUUAAACAGUGCUAACUGGAAAACUCGAGUUCAGGCCUGUCACAGCAUUGCACAACUCAAUUUUCCUAUCAAUAAGGAUAUUUGCAACAAACUGAUGUACAUAAUGUGGAAUGACUGGAGCCCUGCUGUUCGUCAGGCUGCAGCUCAGGCUCUUUGUAAACUGGAUGUUGGCAGAGAGUUGCACAAUGAUUUGAGUGUGAAGCUGAAAGAGGGUCCAACAGCUUGCAGGGUGGAAGCGCUGGUGUUCAUUGGUCAGCUCAGUAUAAUGACACCCAAGCUACUGCCCACUUUCCUGCAGUGCUUUAAGGAUGACUUUGUGGCUGUGCGCCUGCAAGCUUGCUUGACUGCAGCAUCUCUAAAGAUGGAAGAUCAGUUGAUCCUGGAUCAUUUAAUGAACUUGAUGCAGAAUGACCCAUCAUGGGAAGUGAAAGUAGAAGCAAUUAAUGCUUUAGGAAUAAUAGGUUGCAUGACCCAAGCUCUCCAUGAGUUGUUGAUCUGGGCACUUCACCAUGAGGAGGAACCCAGAGUGCGCAUCGCUGCCUGCGAGGUCAUGAGCACUUUAGAAGCACAAGGCCAAGAGUUACAACAUUUCCUACAAGAGCGCUAUGCACUGGAACACAACACUGAUGUUCAAAGGCACAUUGAAGGACUUCUGCGAAAAUAUGGAUACAGUCUGGAGGGAGACAAAAGCAAGAUUGAUGAGAUAAAGCUCCAGGUGAAGCUGUUGUGUAAAAAACACGUCAUUGCAGAGAAAAUGCUUUUAAUGAAUGAAAUGGAAAAGCAGCAACAACAGCAGAAACUAUUGUACUGAAUGUACUGUUCUGCUCCAUCCAUGACAGUUUCACAGGAUUCCUCCACUCCCUGUCUCGAGCAUUGCGCCCGCCCCCUAAUAAAAAUAAAUAAAUAAAUGGAUUGUGUGUGG